CUUGGGCAGCCCACAAGGCGUGGGGCAGCGCCACGAUGCGGAAACUUGUCACCGUCGUCGCGGUCGCCGCGGCCUGGCAGCGCUACGACGAGGGCAGUGACGCGCGACGUCGCAUAGUCGAAGCCCACGCAUCAGGAGACGCGAACGCGGUAGCACAACUAGCGCAAGCACAGCUCGACAGCCAUGGAGAGGACGGCCAGAAACCAUCAUUCAACCAUUUCUUAGGAUGGGCCCGCUUCCAAAGGGGCGACCUCGGAGGCGCGCGCGACGCGUUCCUGGCCGCUGUUGAGCACGAUCCUCAUGAUGCACGGAGCUGGCUGCACCUGGGAGCGUCGUUACUCAGCGCGUUCCAGAUCCCGGCGGCGACGGCGGCCUUCGCGAACGCGAACGACGCGGCCAUAAAGACCGGGGACGGCGCGACGGCGCGGGACGCGUUGGCCAAGCUCGUGAAAGCGAAAGCCUGGGUCGCGGACUGGGCCGGCUUCGACUACGCCGUCGAGGCCGUCGCGCAGGACGCUUCUUCCACGGAAGGCCUCGGGGUGGCUCAUGUUGCUGCUCGACUACCUCUAGAUGUGUUGAGGGAGCUCGCGAGGCACCAGCCCCACGCGUCCAGUAUUGAUGGUGUUCCGUCAUCACCAACAAGUCGAAAACGCGGCAAGCUGCGCGUCGGGUUCGUUACUUCGGACUUCGGAGCCCAUCCCGUCUCUGCGACUUUAAGAGGGGCAUUGCUGGCGCUGGACGCGCACUGUGACGUACGUGUUUAUUCUCUCGGUUCUGGUGAUUCUUGGUGGCGGCGGAACGUGUCCGAUACGCUCCUGGAUAGAUUCGUGGAUCUGGGCGAUACGUAUAGUCCAGUGAAGGCCGCAUCGAGGUUCCUCGGAGAUGACCUGGACGUCAUUAUUGAUUUGCACGGCCACACCUUACAUAGUGGUUUACCGCUAUUAGCGCACCCUUCACUGUCAAAUGUACUAAGGUUGAGCUUUUGCGGCUGGCCUCAGACGACAGGCGCGUCGUUCAUCAAUUCUAUAGUGGCCGACAAGGUCGUGGCCGUACCUGAACAAGCGUCGAGGGAAUUCACGGAGAAACUCAUCAUGCUUCCUGAGUCGUAUCUGCCGGCCGACCACGCUAAUCUCGUGGGUUCCGUUCUAUCGCGACCGCGAGCUACAGCGGAGGACGUGAACCACACUUCCGGUUUCGCCUUCGGUUCCUUAUCGUCCUUCCAGAAGCUCGAUUCUACGAUUUUUGAUGUGUGGGCGAACAUCCUGCGACGAAGUUCCAAGAGAUCCGUACUCAGGUUGAUGCGCUACGCCUUGCACGACCUCGCCGAACCGAGACUGCGCGAGGAAUUGGCGGCGCGAGGUGUGCAUCCUUCAAGAUUGGAGUUCAUCCAAAUGGCACCCUGGCUCGACCAUGUGUGGCAGAAGAGUCAUUUAGAUGUGAUGUUGGACUCUAUCGUCAAGUCGGGUCAUUCGGUAGUGCAGGACGGCUUGUGGGCUCAAGUUCCGUCUAUCUCAUUAGCUGGGAAUCGCAUGGAGGCGCGCGCGGGUGCGACGGCGUUACGGGCCGUGCGCCUAUCAGCUUACACGGAGGCGUUGUCUCUGAGAGACUACGAGAGUUUAGCUGCUUCACUUGAAAGCGAUUCUAGAAGAUUGAUAGCUGUCCGUUCGUUACUGAAGAAGCGCCUGACCGCGGCGCCGCUCUUCGAUACUGAAAGGUGGGCUAGAUCAUUCUCUCAUGCCUUACACGCGGCCUACGAGGCCUUUUCUCAUGGCAACGCCCACGUCGUCGUCAAGGACGCGCAACAUGCAUCAAGAUUCGACAUCGACGACGUCCACGACGGAAACGAGUCCCAAGCGAUACUACUACGAAUACAUGGCCAAACGCACAAGGCCGGCUGGCGCAACGUCCACACUGUACCAGGUGAGAGUGUAGACCACGUCCUACAAUUGGACAAUCUCAAGGACUUCGAGGACGCGUCCGUGGCCGCGAUUUACGCCGAAGCCCAGACACUCGAGGAGGCGCCGCCAUCAUUGCAUGUCCUCCAAGAGUGGUGGCGCGUGUUACAACCGGGCGGCGCCUUCUUCCUGAGCGCGCCGGACAUGAAGGUGCUGUCGGCCUUUCUGGCGCGCGACGACCUUGCGCCGGCCGAGCGGGACGCGCUGACGGAGCUCAUGUUCCAGAGAACUGCCGUCGACUUCGAUCUACUAAAUCGAACGCUCAGCACGGCGGGGUUCUGCGACGUCGAAAAGGUGCGCGGCUUCGGCCUCUUCAACGACACGUCCGCCGUCGCGUUUCGAGGAGAGCGCCUCGCGCUCAACGUCGUCGCGCGCGCGUGUCGGAAAGAAGGGCACGCCAUCACGGUCCAGUUCCCGGGCAUGGAGACAUAAUAUACUUACU
Pelagomonas calceolata is the source of this 2397-nucleotide messenger RNA. The record is from the annotation of a GenBank genome assembly. NCBI's taxonomy places the organism in Eukaryota, Pelagophyceae, Pelagomonadales, Pelagomonadaceae.